GUCCGCGUCUUCCUCAUUGCACUCUGAUUCGCUUAACAGUAAAUUGAACCAAAAGUCGCUCAUGUGUAAAAUGGCCACCAGUUGGACGGUUCCUUUCGCAUUCUUCCUCGUGGUCUAUACCUAUAUCCUAUUGGGUAGUACUAACAGUUUCGCCGGUGAGGCGAAAAAAUCAACGUCUUUCCAUCAUCCAGAAAAUAGCUUUGAUGAUGAUGAUGAACUUAUUCCUGUUGACGAGUGUUCCCAGCGAAGCCGUGACUGGACGUUGAGAUGUUUGGUACCGGUGACAAAUUUUCAAAUGGCGAUUGAUCUAUGCGGAACGAAACAGAAACCCGCUAAAAACUUCAUCAAACAAUGCCUGAAGCAACUGACCAUUACAGGGAAAUCCUGCCCACAGCUUUCUAUGAUGGAGACAGCAAGCGCAAUGGCACGUAACGGAAAACCACCUCCAGCGCCAUCCGGUGAUUACAGGUCCAAGACUAAACAAAUAAAAUCACCACUGAAAGGACGACAAUUUCAGGUACCCAAAUCGCUUGGCGGAAAAAGAGACCAGAGUUACGAGAGAGAUUCAUUGGAUUUGUGACAACUCAGAAUGAUUUUUAUCUAUUAAGUUUAGCAAUACUAGUAUGUUUACUUUUAAUAACAACUUAACGUAGUCUUUGCGAUUUCAAUGUUGGAUCUGAGGCACAUUUUUCAUUCUUGUCGUGCACGUGGGGAAAAUUUGAGGUUUUAAUAUGUAUGUAAAAAAUCCGACAAUACUAUAGAGUAUUUCAAAAUUUAAAACAACACUUACCGGUAGAAAUUAGGUUAAGUCAGAUUACUUUCUUAGAAUCACUUUCCAACAACUUUCGGUUUACUGAAACAGAUAAAAAUAUGGUUUAGCUGUAUAGUACAGGCUUGACAUAGACGGAUGGUAUAACAAAUUGCGUUGGUUAGGAAUCAUGAUAGGGAUUGACAUUACAAGAAA
Wyeomyia smithii (pitcher-plant mosquito) is the source of this 964-nucleotide messenger RNA. RefSeq lists its product as uncharacterized. The record is from RefSeq and is a predicted model, not a curated record. NCBI's taxonomy places the organism in Eukaryota, Metazoa, Arthropoda, Insecta, Diptera, Culicidae. The transcript has 3 exons. Bases 62 to 580 code for a protein of 172 amino acids.